This is a messenger RNA of Strongyloides ratti, 861 nucleotides long. RefSeq lists its product as hypothetical. The transcript has 4 exons. The record is from RefSeq and is a predicted model, not a curated record. The coding region runs from base 1 to 861 and encodes 286 amino acids. NCBI's taxonomy places the organism in Eukaryota, Metazoa, Nematoda, Chromadorea, Rhabditida, Strongyloididae.
AUGAUAUAUGAUAAGCGACUUGCUUUUAAAAUUUUUUUGUACAUUAUACUUAUUUUGACUAUUAAUUUGUUAUCUAAUGGACAAAUAACAAAUAUAGACGAAGAAGAUAUAGACAUUCCUUAUCAAAAUGCUAAUGAAGAUAUGACUAUGGUUACUGAUAUUACGAAACAUAAUAAUUUUAUUUACAAAAGACAUGCUGUAAAAGAUCAUGAAAAAAAGAAAAAUAGUGAGGAAGUAGCUAAUGAUUCAUCUUCAGAUUUAGAGUCAGAAUUUGUAUCAACAAAUAACGAAACACUUGUAGAAAGUGAAGAAAAUAGUGAAAACAAAAAUUCAACUGUUCCAGAUAGUGAUGAGUAUCAAAAUAAUAAUUUGGAGGGUAGUGAUAUUGAAAAUCAAGAUUCACUAGAAAAUUUUGAAGAUUUAGAGAAAAAUGAAGAUGGUAAUAAAACUGUUUUAAAACAUUCAUUGAAUCGUGAAAAACGAGUCAACAAAGCAGGAUCAAGUCACAAAAAUCGUCCAUCUCUAAAUCGUGUUACCAGUACCAAGAAUAAAGAUAUCAUGUGUAAACUUUUACCAUUGUUAUUACUUGCUCUUUUAAUUUUUCAAGUAUCAUUCAUUCAAGUUGUCAUAAGUGAUCAAAAUGAUUUAAGCAAUCUUCGUCACUUACUUUAUGCUCCUUACAAUGAUAAACUUCGUAUUGGAGAUUCAUUUGACAAUAUGGAUUAUAAUUCUUUGUUAUACUGGAAUCAAUUGUCUAAAAUGAAAGCCCCAUAUGCAAGAAAUAUAAGAAAUAUAUUAAAUUCACCACAUCUUUUAAUUACAACAAAACGUUUUCGUAAUAUUGAUGAUAACAAAAAAUAA